Molecule: messenger RNA, 1692 nt
Organism: Dichotomopilus funicola
Lineage: Eukaryota; Fungi; Ascomycota; Sordariomycetes; Sordariales; Chaetomiaceae
Product: transcriptional regulatory protein moc3
Exons: 3
Coding region: 1-1692 (563 amino acids)
Biological process (GO): regulation of DNA-templated transcription
Molecular function (GO): DNA-binding transcription factor activity, RNA polymerase II-specific; zinc ion binding
Source: RefSeq, a predicted model, not a curated record
AUGUCCGAUCCGUCCCACUCAAACCGGUCGAGUGCCGAGCCGAGCAGCAACCCAACAAGUCCAUCGCCAUCACCAGCUCCCUCUCCUCCAGACCCGCCCAAGAAGCGGACGAGGGCGAGCAAGCCCAAAGUACGGACCGGAUGCAUCACCUGGGUAAAAUGCGACGAGGGCAAGCCGGCCUGCCUCCGAUGCUCGUCUACCGGGCGAACAUGCGACGGCUAUGACAAAUCUGCCCUCGCGAGGUAUCGUUCGCCCGAUCCGAAUCACUCUGCCGAACUGGCUAGGGCCGAGUUCGUCCGGGCAUGCCAAUGGAACGAGACAUUGCGUUCCAUGAGGCGCAUCGAAGCCGACAUCGACGGCACCGACACCGAAAAGCGCCUGUUUGCCCGCUUCCGGGCGGCUACGGCUGAUGGAACGGCCGCGCAUCUGUGCAACUUUGCCGCCUUCUGGAGGAGGUUGAACCCGUCGACGGGCUGUCAGGACGAGGCUGUUAAGCACGCAGUGGUGGCGUUAGCCGCGGCUUAUCAGCUGUUCCAGUAUCCAAACGAACCCAUCAUCGAGGGCUUCGCCCGCCGUGACCUGGAGGUCAUCACGAUCCAACAAUAUAACCGAUCCAUUGAGAACCUGCAGAGCCACGCCGGCUCGUCCGCUGCUGAAAGCAUCCGCCUGACGCUCGUCUGCUGCCUUGCUUUUAUUUCGCUCGAGACCCUACGCGGGAACCACGAGGUAGCGGUGACCCAUCUCCGGAACGGCCUCCGUAUCCUGCAAUCGCUGCCGGAGCCCGCGUUCGACUUUUGCGCAGCCGACAGCUCCUUGCCCAUAACACCACCGGCCACCCGGGACUCCCUCAUGAUGCCCGACAUCAUCCAGCUUUUUGCUCGCUUCGAGCUGUCCGCCUGCUUCUACACACACGGCCUCCAGCCCGUAGUCUCAGAGCGUGGCUACCGCAUGCGAAACUUCGACGAUGGCUCCCACGACGGCCUCUUCCCGGAUGUGGCCCACGCCCGGGUGGUCAUGGCCCGCUUCCAGCACGAUGUGAUCGCCCGUCUCCACGAGAUCGCUUCCGUGACUGCCGCAGGAGACGAUGCCACAGCCAUCUUCUGGGCAGACACGGUUCAGCAGCGCCAACAAGCUUGCCUCCUUGCUCGUAGUGCCCGUCUCGGGGCCCUGGUGGCCGACUUCUUUUCUCCAGCCCGUCUAGGAGUGCAGGAUCCAGCCGCAAACCCGGAACUCGCCAGCCUGUUCCUCGACCUCCUCCACUUCCGUUGUGCCCAGUUCCUCAUUGGCAAGACGGCCGGUACGGCCGGUACCCCGGGGUUAAGGACCCAGCACCAACAAUCAUACGCCAACCCUUUCAAUGCCGAACAGAGCCUCCUCACCACCAUCCUCCACCUCGCUUCCCGCCUCGCCACUUUACACCCAUCACCACUACCACAAUAUUCCCAACCGCAGCACCACAUGGGCCCCCGUACCCCCACGAACCUCCACACCCACCUCUUGGGGCCGCUCUACCUCGUCGCCACUCACCCAACCGACAACGAAACCCGCACCAGCGCAACCCAUGGUGGUGGAGGGGGCGGGCUAUCGACGAGUAUGCCGCGGGCGUUGUGUGGCGUGGGAUGUCUUCCACCGGUAUGGGAUGCUUUGGUGAGCGUUGGUAGUCUUGGUGGGGUUAAUAUUGGUGGUGUUUGA